Lindgomyces ingoldianus is the source of this 465-nucleotide messenger RNA. RefSeq lists its product as uncharacterized. The record is from RefSeq and is a predicted model, not a curated record. The transcript is spliced from 2 exons. Bases 1 to 465 code for a protein of 154 amino acids. NCBI's taxonomy places the organism in Eukaryota, Fungi, Ascomycota, Dothideomycetes, Pleosporales, Lindgomycetaceae.
AUGUGUGGUGACAGCGCAAGGCAUGGAUGUGGGAUUUGUGCCUUGGAUGUGACAGGCGAGGAGCGGCCAGGAACAGGGACGUGGGAAGCUCAAAAAUCCUGCAUGGUCUGGACGCCAAUUAGCAGCGGCUUAACGGCCAGAUUCUCUGCGUAUCUCUCCGAUUCGUUUAGUGGUACGACUGGGCGACCGGCCUUUCACCAGCACCUCCGCCUCGCCUCUCUAGGUCUUUCCACCUCGUCUCCGAAGGAUUGUCCAGUGUGUCACGACGCAAAGGCUGGACUCCGGAACGGUGGGAAGCCAUCAGUGUUUCUGAAUUUCGAAACCUGCGAGGCCCACGGAGACAGUGUAGAAUUCACAGCUCUCUGCACUGCCCUAGAUGUCACCUCGGGCGCCACGGUCAAGUGGCUGGGAGCACCAGAUCUCGCCCUUCAUAUACCUCAGUACCGGUUGCACACGACGACCUGA